AUGUUGCGAUCACGAGUUAAAGUGACCACCAUGUUAUUUGUACUGAUUUUAUUGCUCAUGGCCACUUCCUGCACUGCUAAGGACAACAAACCACCAGACACCAAGGUAACUACAUUUAUACCCGUAACCACUACACAUUGAUUAUAUUUGAUUACCGUUGAAUAAAGUUAGUUUAUGGAGAAAACUAGGAAACAAGGAAAAACGUAUCGUGUGGCGUGUAAUAUAAAUAAAUGUACCUAAUUUAAACAAAAAUUAACAUGGUAUGAUUACUUGUACAUCCUCAGCAGAAAUCGAUCGAUAUUUUGAGAGGAGAGAAAACAUUUUUACCCUUAAAAAAACCCGCAAGUUACCGUGUUUAUAUCAAUUUGGUAGAUACUUAUAGCUUUUUUGUAGGAAAAAUUAAUUUCUUUAAUCGUAAUUUUCGAUUUCAUUAAAGAAACACAAACCAAAACUUUCAGACUUAAAGAAGAUCAGUAAUUACUUCCUUAUCUGCAUUAAAACGUUUGAUGACAGAUAAAAUUGUCAAGUACGACUACCAGUUUGUUAUUGUUGGCAGCCUGUUCAAUCUUGUCCAUCUUGUAAUAAUGGCGGACAAACCGGGAUGUGGACAUACAUGACAUGCGUCCCAGGAGCCCCUGGGGCACCUGGUAGUGAUGGAGCCAAAGGAGACCUGGGAAGCCCAGGGAAAACUGGGACCCAGGGACCACGUGGUGCUGACGGAAAGAAAGGAGCAAAGGGAGAACCUGGGAUCCAGGGUUCCACCGGACAUAAAGGAGAGCGAGGCGACAAAGGCGACAGUGGGACGACACGGCUGGCUUCACACAUGAACUGGAAGGAGUGUGCUUGGAAAAAGGAAUACAGCACAGAUUCAGGACUGAUAUAUGUAAGUGCGGAUCGUCAGUUUGUUACCCAAGUUAAAUAAUAUUCUAUUAGCUCAAAGCAAGCAAUUUUCACUGCAAUGAUUGAUUGCCAUAAUACUUUGGAAAGCGGUCAGCGAUGAUGAUGGCGGCGCCUUUUGAAGCUUUGUAGUUUUAUAGAGCCAUAUUUAGUUUUACUAUACUGUGACCUAAUUCUCCAUUCUUAAUUUCGUUGCCAACCCUAUGUAAAUGUAGUUAUUUUUUUGUCGAAAUACCUUGUACUAAUUAAUAUUGUACGACUGAUGUGUUAUUCUUAUUUUUUAUAGAAUGGAGAAAAUAAUAAUACAAUACUAUACGGAUGCUCUUUCUUUGUGUCUUGUUUAGAACUGUGACUUUGUGAAGAAAUACCCGGACUCUUCCCUGCAUGUCUACUAUGCUGGCAACCUCAGAGUUGGGAGAUGUGACCAAUGCUGUAGUCGAUGGUAUUUCACCUUCAAUGGAGCCGAGUGCAGCUCUCCUGGAACUAUUGACGGUGCAUUCUACAUGGCAACAGGCAGAAGCCACUAUCUUCACCGUCACCGCCACGUCGAAGGUCACUGCAAUAACAUUCAGAAAGGGAAGGUGCGACUGGGAUUCUGGGUUGGAAAAUGCUUCACAGGACAAAAGCUUGCUGACGCCCAUACUGGUUGGCAUUCAAUAAAUCGUAUAUUUAUUGAGGAAGUACCGAAAGCUCAGCAGUGA
This is a messenger RNA of Porites evermanni, 1598 nucleotides long. The record is from the annotation of a GenBank genome assembly. NCBI's taxonomy places the organism in Eukaryota, Metazoa, Cnidaria, Anthozoa, Scleractinia, Poritidae.